Messenger RNA from Lecanosticta acicola, 837 nucleotides. NCBI's taxonomy places the organism in Eukaryota, Fungi, Ascomycota, Dothideomycetes, Mycosphaerellales, Mycosphaerellaceae. The record is from the annotation of a GenBank genome assembly.
AUGGCCACCCGCGCCGCUCACAAGCGCCUCACACGAGAAUACGCCCAACUGCAGAAGUCUCCGCCCGAAUACAUCGUCGCCCACCCCAACGAAGCCGACAUCCUCGAAUGGCACUACAUCCUCACGGGUCCGCCAAACACGCCGUACGAGAACGGCCAGUACUGGGGAACGCUCACCUUCCCGCCCGACUACCCCUUCGCCCCGCCCGCCAUACGAAUGCACACGCCUUCAGGUCGCUUCCGCUGCAGCGAGCGACUCUGCCUGUCGAUCAGCGAUUUCCAUCCCAAAUCGUUCAACCCGGCGUGGGAAGUGAGCACCAUCCUGCUGGGCGUGCUGUCUUUCAUGACGAGCGAGGAGAUGACGACGGGCUCCGUUUCGGCCUCGGAAGCGGAUCGGAAGGCUUUUGCGCAGCGGACGAGGUGGUGGAAUUCGACGGGUGGAGGUUCUACUUCGAAGACUUUGGCGGGGCAUACCGGCAACACGAGGGGGUUCGGGGCCAUCAAGGCGGGUGAUGGAGGGAAGCGAUUUCGAGAGCAGUUUCCGGAAUUGGAUGCUGAGAAUUGGAAGUGCAUGGAAGAGGAGAAGAUCGAUCCGCAGACGGGGAAGAGGUUGGAUGCUACACCGCUGCAGCAAGGUUCUUGUUCGCCGGAGAUCGAUGGUCUGAGGCGGAGAGCAGGUGGCAGUAAUGCUGGCUUGGGUGCCGUCGUGGAGGGUGGACAGGCUGCGCGACAGGCUGGUCAAGGCUGGCUGGGACGCAACAAAUACUACCUUCUGGCUGCCGCGCUGUUCCUCUACGUUAUCGCCGCGCGGCUUCUGAGGGAGGAUCGGCAGCAAUGA